Molecule: messenger RNA, 3746 nt
Organism: Syngnathus acus (greater pipefish)
Lineage: Eukaryota; Metazoa; Chordata; Actinopteri; Syngnathiformes; Syngnathidae
Gene: slc45a2
Product: solute carrier family 45 member 2
Exons: 7
Coding region: 1963-3693 (576 amino acids)
Cellular component (GO): membrane
Molecular function (GO): sucrose:proton symporter activity
Source: RefSeq, a predicted model, not a curated record
AAAUUAGGCCACCGUGGUCUAGGGAUGACUGGUUACUGUUUGUUAUCGCUGAGACUGCAGAAUUUAGUCUUUGUAAAAGUUAACUAACCGAACCCACUUAACCUAAACAAGACAAAAAUUGCGCAAUCUCUGUUUGCCGCAGCCAUUUUCGGAUCAAUCCUAAAACAAACGGAAUUUGUCUUCGAUAUGGAGAUGGAGGCCUGGUUGUUGUGUUUAUUACAAAUCCUCUGGAGAUAAAUAGAAACAGUAUUCAGCUCUCUUGCUUUCUAACUAUGUGAGCUUCAAAUUGUCAAGCAGGCUUUUGUUGUGUCAAGUGGGUGUUUUGAAAGAGGGGGGCAGACAUGUCAGGAAAAAGACGUCUCGCACAGCUGGCAGCUCGCUGGAACUUUUAAUUGCCCGCCUUGAGUCUGAUGUUGUCCGUACAAUAACAGCAAGAACGUUUCUCGGACCGCAUAUUUAAUGCAAAGCCAUUAUUUCAUUUAUUUAUUUUUAGACUCGUGUAUAAUAUGGUACCGUUCGUUUUCAUAUUUUUCUUUAUACACAAAAUAAAUGAAAUAUCAAUUUUAAACUCCACUUCGUAUUUACUUGGGGUAUUUUUUUGAUGUUCCAAUAUAUUUUAUGAUUUCAAUCAUGGAAGUGGGCAAAGGAAUGACAAUUUCAGAAUAUAUUUUUAGAUGACCAUAGGUGCUACACAAUUAUAGUAAUCUCUGCCUUUGUGCCAAAAAUGACGGCUAUUAUUUUCCUCCAGACAGAAUGUAGUGAUUAUGCAGCGGCUGCCAAAUUGGGCAAAAUUUGUGCAAUGUCGAAAGCUUGUGGCAAGCUGUGAAAUCCUCAAGUUAAGCACAGGAAUAAAAUACCACAGAAAGAACACUUUACAAAAUGAUUUUACCACCAUAAAAAAUCCAAAGACUUUUUCAUUUUGAAAAGGCGAAUGACAGAAAAAGCAGCAUAAUUCAUCACAAAGAACUUUUUGUCUUUGGAACCUUGACGUGAGACCACAUUGCCUGCAAUCUCUCUUAGAAAAAUGUCUAAAUUGCUUGAGGGGACUACAAAUAAAAAUCAACCCCCAUGAGGAUUUGCUGACGCACGUCGCAUAAACGCAUACAUUCAGAUUAGCUUUCGUCUCCUCAGGAGGCCCGAAGCAGCACGAUGUAUAAAAACAUAACCAUUUUCGGAUCAAUCCCAAGACAUUGAUUCACGGAAUUCAUUAAAUAACGACAUGAAAUGCCGAAAAUAUUUAAAAAAAAAAAAGUAUUUUUAAAUCACAUUCACAAUAUCUGCUUGACAGAUUUUUUUCUUGGUUGAAUGUGACUUAUUCCAUUAUGUAAAAAGUAUACGGGUUCUAAAAAGUUUGGGAAACACUUCAAUUAAAAGUAGCCAUCCUGACAUCGAAAAGAAUGUUAUCAAUGCGUUCCCAUGAUCAGCCCCAGGACUUAACUUUGAGCACAGUCAUUGUCAAACAAGGAAACGAGCAGAAACAAUUUGCUAGCUUAGCUCGAGGUAUGUUUUGGUUGCAGCUGAACGCUCGAGACAUGUGGUUGUACUGUUUUUUGUGGAAGGGGGGGGGCUCCAAAAGUUUGCAAAAGUACAAUUCAAUAUUUGUAGCAUUGUGACUUCCUGGAAUCAGCUCAAUGUUUGACUGAAUCUCAUGAAUGCGGCCUCACACUCGCACGUGAGGCCUCAAACGUUCCCAUGAGCGGCCCCAGGUCUUCGCUCUGCCCACUUGAGGGGACGAGACCUUUACUAAUCUCAUAAAUACGACUAACUUCUCUCCCCCUCUCUCUUUCCCUCCCUUCCCGGAGCCCAACUCGGCUCUUCCCAGACGGGCCGGCGAGGACUCACAUGAGCGGUAAAGCCGUGAGGGUCUCGCACUCUGCUAUGCAGUAGUCCAAAAGGAUUUAGCACCCAUGCAAGGAGCGGAUCUUUAGACCGUUUUAGUCCGUACAUUUUUGCCCUCCAAACAUGACCCUUUUAUCGGAGGACCAGUCCGCCAGGCCCCAGCCUUGCCGGGUCCCGGAGCCGACAAAGAAUGGAGGCUCCUCGCCGCAGGACUCGAAGGCUCUGACCGCCUCCAAAGACUACUACAUGGACAGCGCAGAGGGCACCGUCUUCGGGCAGGUGGAGCCGCCCAGGCGCUCUCGGGGCCGCCUGAUCCUCCACGGCCUGGUCAUGUUCGGAAGGGAAUUCUGCUACGCGGUGGAGGCGGCGUUCGUCACGCCCGUGUUGCUCAGCGUGGGCCUGCCGCGCAGCAUGUACAGCCUGGUGUGGUUGAUCAGCCCCAUCCUGGGCUUCUUGCUGCAGCCCAUCAUCGGGUCGGCCAGCGACUACUGCCGCUCGCCAUGGGGGCGGCGGAGGCCCUACAUCCUGACGUUGGGUCUCCUCAUGCUUGUGGGCAUCACCAUGUUCCUCAACGGAGAUCUCAUCAUCUCAGCGCUAUUCGCCGACAGGUCGGCGCGGCGGACGUGGGCCAUCGUGUUAGUGAUGCUGGGCGUGGUGCUGUUCGAUUUUGCCGCCGACUUCAUCGACGGGCCCAUCAAGGCUUACCUGUUUGACGUGUGCUCCCACCAGGAUAAGGAGCGAGGCCUCCACUAUCAUGCUCUGCUCACUGGUCUGGGCGGAGCGUUUGGCUACCUGAUGGGCGCCAUGGACUGGGUUCACACCGGUCUGGGCCAGCUGCUGGGCUCCGAGUACCAGGUCAUCUUCUUCUUCUCGGCGCUCACCUGGAGUUUCUUCCUCACCAUCCACCUCUUCAGCAUUCCCGAGGAGCCCCUGGACAAAGCGGCCGCCCGGCAACCUUCGGUGCUCAACGCCCUGAGGCAGCUGGGCUCCCAGCAGAACGGCUACGGAACUUUAGGCAAAGACGCCGAGGACCCGCCGCCGGUUCCCGUCCAGGACAUCAGAGCGAGGUCCUUCUCGGCUCUCGGGGAGGCCAACGCUGUCACCUCCAGUGCCAAACAGCCCAGUAAGGAGGCCGGUGAAAGGAUGACGCUCAAGUCGCUGCUGAAAGCCACCAUCAGCAUGCCCAACCACUACCGCUACCUGUGCAUCAGUCACCUCCUGGGAUGGACGGCGUUCCUCUGCAACAUGCUCUUCUUCACCGACUUCAUGGGCCAGAUCGUCUACAAGGGCAACCCGUACGCCGAGCACAACUCCACUUCGUACGCCACUUACGAACACGGCGUGGAAAUCGGUUGCUGGGGCUUGUGCAUCAACGCCGUGUCCUCGGCUGUUUUCUCAUAUGUGCAGCGUUUAUUGCUGCCCUCCGUGGGCCUGAAGGGUUUGUACUUCUUGGGCUACUUUGUGUUCGGCCUGGGCACGGGCCUCAUCGGCCUCUUCCCCAACGUCAUCGCCACGCUGGUCCUGUGCAGCGUCUUUGGCGUCAUGUCCAGCACGCUCUACACCAUCCCAUUCAACCUCAUCGCAGAGUACCAGCGUGAGGAGGAGGAGGAAAUGGCUCGUCGCGGCGGCGGCGAGACCGCACGGGGCACGGGCGUUGACUGCGCCGCCCUCACCUGCAUGGUGCAGCUGGCCCAGAUCUUGGUGGGUGCGGGCCUGGGCGCCCUGGUCAACAUAGUGGGCAGCGUGGUGGUGGUGGUCCUGUCCGCCUCCACUGUGUCCUUGCUGGGCUGCAUGUUCAUCGCACUCUUUGUCAGACAAGCUCACUUAUCGCCUUCCCCGUUGCACAAUUUGUAAUAUUUCAAUAAAGACUAUUAUGUAUUGCUAAAUAAAGAUUCUUUAUAAUGUCA